CUCCUUAACAGUUGCCAGGCUUUCACCCGGGAUGUACCAAGUCCCUCGUCACGCGCGGCAGAAGUUGUUUUGGUUUUUAUGUUUCGUUCUUGUUUCCAUAUCUUGGGGAUUCGUAUUCUGGACAGGAGCUGUGAUAGUUAAGCGAAACUUAGAGUCCAACUGAUAAAAUAUCAUUCUGAAUUGUCAAGUUGAAUGGAGCUCACUGAUCCCCAAAAUCCCAGGCUUUUAACAAAUCUCGAAGUCCUGAAGAUUAUCAAAGAUAAACUUGAAUCGAAAAAGAAAGUCAGACGCCAGCAAACGCUAUUGUAUACAGGCGCAAAGUAUUUAAAUACUAAGUCACCUUGUAGCAAACAAACAGAGUCAGGAGUACAGGGAUUUGCUAAUGAUGUCAAGGUAUUUGAUUUAACAAAGUCUGAAAUCCUAAUGCUUAUCAAUCACUGUCCCAGUAGUCAAGUGGAGCUAUCAGUAGUGAGUUAUAUUGUUUUUGAAACAUCCAUAUAUACGAUAGAUAUACGUUCUCACAACGAAAUGUGUUGUCAUUUGUUUUUGUGUACACGUUGCCACUGAAAAUAGACAUUCUAUUACAGUUAGGCGUUUGUACACCCCCUUGGAGAUAGUUCUGUUGAACGUCUAUGUAAACCAUUUGGCGAUAACUCGAUGUUAUUAUUUGUGGUUGACAGCUCGUGGCACGUGAUUAUACAUCUCAUAUUUUAUUCUCCAAAGCUUAAAAUCAGUUACUUAACACGAAACGUCUCUUCGAAGAUACUGGUUUUUUGGAAUAACCUUUUAUAAUUUUGCAAAAUUAUGUACACUUGAAGUAUUGGGUUGACUAAAAUAGUUCCACAAUCAUUCUCAUAACUCCAGUUAGUCACUUUCAGAUAAUCAGCGAUUUGGAUUCUCGAUUAUCUAACAGUCAAGCUGACCAACUUCUACAAUUAGUACAAAAGCAUUUUCCCGAUGGUGUUACUGCAAGUCAAAUGAUCAAUUCCACUGGUACAUUAGAGGCAUCUGAAGAUGUCACAUAAUUAUUACUACUUGUAUUUAUCUUUUAUCCUAACAUAAAUAUAUUUUACUAGUCUUUC
Messenger RNA from Schistosoma rodhaini, 1082 nucleotides. NCBI's taxonomy places the organism in Eukaryota, Metazoa, Platyhelminthes, Trematoda, Strigeidida, Schistosomatidae. The record is from the annotation of a GenBank genome assembly.